CUUCUUCCCUCCCCCGCCGUUCUCCACGCAUCAGUGGAACCGGAGGGAGGAGACCGAUGAGAGAGGAGACUGGAAGGAGGAAAAGUGAAAGAAGAAGAAAAGAAAAGGGUAUUGAUGAAAGAAAUGAAGGCAAGAAAAGAAGGGUCCUGCGGGUGGUGGAGAGCCCCGCGCGUCCUCUUGUCUGCCUACUGGCGCCCGGAACCCGCCGCGGCUCUGCGCUCGUAACCGCAGCGCGCAGUCAGCUCCGCCGCCCCGAGAGCAGUCGGGACACGCCACUGCCCUCCAGGACAACGCUGGCUCCGCAGUGGGUAACCCCUACCAAUCCAUGCCCUAGGCCUGGGGGGGACCACCUUUCCCUCGCCAGACUGCUGCGGGCUGCGCUCAGGCCUGAAAGAAGUGGACCGUGAUAGGGCACUGUGUGGAAACAACGUGGGCUGCACCGCACUCUGGAAGAAACCCUAAGAUGUAGGCUUGAUUUUCCUGUGGCUAGGAGAGGCUGAGGUGAUCUUGAAUUGGACUGUGAGCCUUUCGCUGACUACUUAUCAGAACAGGAACAUGAAGAAGUGGAGUGAUGACAGAAACCAGACAUCCAAACUAUCACAAUAUGAAUAUUUCAGUGAGAUCCUGACCAGAAACUGGAGGUGAAAUCUGCGAUGUUUCUGACCAACGUUGCAGCAAAACUUCCAAAAAGAUAGUGUGGAAGCCAAGAAGUCCAAGAUAAGGCAAAGCAGAUUUGGAGUCUGUCUGGUAUCCAUAUUUCAGCCAUAUUAAUCUUUUAAAACAAAAAAAAUGGAUUUCUUAAAUUCAUCUGAUCAAAAUUUAACCUCAGAGGAACUGUUAAACAGAAUGCCAUCCAAAAUUCUUGUGUCCCUCACUCUCUCCGGGCUGGCACUGAUGACAACGACCAUCAACUCCCUUGUGAUUGCUGCAAUUAUUGUGACCCGGAAGCUGCACCACCCGGCCAAUUAUUUAAUUUGCUCCCUUGCAGUCACAGAUUUCCUUGUAGCCGUCCUGGUGAUGCCCUUCAGUAUUGUGUAUAUUGUGAGAGAGAGCUGGAUCAUGGGGCAAGUGGUCUGUGACAUUUGGCUGAGUGUCGAUAUUAUCUGUUGUACGUGCUCCAUUUUGCAUCUCUCAGCUAUAGCUUUGGAUCGAUAUCGGGCAAUCACAGAUGCUGUUGAGUAUGCCAGGAAAAGGACUCCCAAGCACGCCGGCAUUAUGAUUACAAUAGUUUGGGUUAUAUCAGUUUUUAUCUCCAUGCCUCCUCUAUUCUGGAGACACCAAGGAACUAGCCGAAACGAUGAGUGUGUCAUCAAGCAUGACCACAUUGUUUCUACCAUUUACUCAACAUUUGGAGCUUUCUACAUCCCACUUGUAUUGAUUUUGAUCCUCUACUACAAAAUAUAUAGAGCAGCAAAGACAUUAUACCACAAGAGACAAGCAAGCAGAAUUGCAAAGGAAGAGCUGAAUGGCCAAGUCCUCUUGGAGAGUGGUGAGAAAAGCACUAGACUGGUCUCCACGCCCUACAUGCUAGAAAAGUCUUUAUCUGAUCCAUCAACAGACUUUGAUAAAAUUCAUAGCACAGUGAAAAGUUCCAGGUCUGAAUUGAAGCAUGAGAAAUCUUGGAGAAGGCAAAAGAUCUCAGGCACAAGAGAACGCAAAGCAGCCACUACCCUAGGAUUAAUCUUGGGUGCAUUUGUGAUAUGUUGGCUUCCUUUUUUUGUAAAAGAAUUGGUUGUUAAUGUUUGUGAAAAAUGUAAAAUUUCUGAAGAAAUGUCAAAUUUUUUGGCAUGGCUUGGUUAUCUCAAUUCCCUUAUAAAUCCACUGAUUUAUACAAUCUUUAAUGAAGACUUUAAGAAAGCAUUCCAAAAACUUGUGCGCUGUCGAUGUUAGUUUAAACAAAGUUUAUCAUUUUAGGGUAGAGGUUUUUUAUUUUGCAGGGGAGUAACUAAAUGAGUGUUAAAUAAUAUAACAUUAAAAACUUUUAGAGGAAAUAUUAAAACUGCUAAAAGGAUAGAAUUUUUUUAAUAGCACCAUUAAUAUAAAGUGUAUUGAUUUGAUCAUUCUAAUCAAAAUUAGAAAAUAAUUUAUGCAGGUUAUAAUAUUUUGCCUAUGCAAUGUAUCUAAAAAACUAACUGGAAAAAUAUAUGUAUAUGGUAUUAAUGACAAUAAUUUUCUAGGUUCAUAUCUUACAAUAAUUAUAGAAGAAUUUUCAGUUAAUGACAUACUUCCAUCCAUAAUUUCCCUAUAAUCCUAUUGUUUUAUUAUGUAACCCUUUAUUUUACAGAAAAGAUAUAAUUUUACAAGGCACACAUUUCUCCUUCUUAACCACUUCUCCACCAUACCCUGACCAUUAACAAUUCACUUAGUAUGAGUGAGGAUCAAUACUGUCUUUGUAUUUAGGUGGUACAGAGUAAUCAUAAAAUGGGUUAGGUAUUGCAAAAUAAUUCUGGAUACUGAAUGUGUAUAUUUUAAAUUAUCUGUCUGUUUGUUAUAAGUUUCUAGAAGAAUAUUAUCUUAACCAUGUAGUAUCAACGUUUGAAAUCAAAUCCUUACCCAAGGGGUGGGGGGAAUUUUAAUUGCCCCUUGUUUAUUUUAGAAUAAUUUAAGGCACUAAGUACUCUAGGUUAUUCACCAUAGUUAUUAUACUUCCUAUCUCUUAUUUAAAAUAGAAAAUAUAUUUCACUUCUAUUAAUAUUAAUUCGUUGUUACUAAAUAUCUGUUACUUUACACUUCAUCUCAAUACCUUUGAUUUGAAUACAUUUCCUUCAUAUGAGAGAGAAUGUAAUAAGAACUCUUUACAACUUUCCCUUUAAUUAAACAUCUCUAGCUUUCUGAUUGGUGAAAACAAAUCAUCGUUGAAGACCCAUGGUAAACCAAGACUAUUUAUAAAACAACAUAUGCCUUUAUUUUUGAGUUGCACCUUUGCCUGUAUUUUAAAAUACACUUUGCUGGUGGGGUGAUUAAGAGCAUGUUACAUCUUUUUUAAAUAUAUCUGUGAUACAUUACUCUCAAUCUAAUAAAUAUUUACAGUUUCCAUUUUAUAUAAGGCAUUGAGACAGGUAUUAAAUAGAAGAUACAGGAAAAAUAAAAUACCGUUUCUUGUCUUCAUACAUGUUUACAAUCAAAAAGAAGAAACAAUACAAAGUUAAAACUAUAAUAGAAAAGAACAACAAGGAUUUGGCAAGAAAGUUAUUUACAUAGUUAUAAUGGUAUAGAGAAAAAAUUGACCACAUCUGGUUGAGAAAAAUCAGGAAAUCAGAAAAAUCAGAAAAUUUUCAUAAAGAAUGUAUCUAAAAUGGUGUCAAAUAACACUAGGGUUUAGACCAGAGAAAUGGAAGAGCACAUUCCAAUUCCUCUCAUUCUCUUAACAUCUCUUUCCCAUCCUCACUUACCAAGAUUUGAUUCUGUGGUUGAUUUAUUCAAAGAACUUGAAGAAGCUAAAAUGAUCUGUUAAAUUAAUUUAUUUAUACCCAUAUCUUAAAUUUAUAUAUUUACAUUGGGAAAUUCUAAGACACAUAAACCAUCAACCCAAAAGAACAAAUUUCAGGCAGGUGAGGGCCACCCAAAUAUAGAUACUGCCUUCUAAUUUGAGUUGGACGGAAGCUCAAAUCCAGAAAGUUUAUACCAUAAGUGAAGGGAAGUCAAAUAUUCCUUCAGAGUUCAGAAAAGAAUCAAGUUUAUUAUGUCUCUGAGUGUGAGGUCAUUUUGUCAAUGUGAAGGAACCACAGCACAUCAUAGUAAUUUUCACUUCAUGUGUGUGUUUUCCCCAUAAGCUAAGGGUCCUUACUGAUCCUGCCAUCCCUCAUGAACAAAUAUGAGUGAUUUUUCUUUAAAAAUAUCUUUAAAUGUAGGGGAUGCAGGGACUAAUAAUCUGCAAUUUUUACAUUCUUUGAAAUUUAUAAAGAACACAUUUAAUUAACAUGAUAUAUUUCCCAGAAUAUACACAAUUUAGUCUCUCAAUGAAAAAUUUUCCAAGUUACUAAAAGCUCAUGAUUUACCAUCUAUAAUAAAUGAAAUAAUAUAGCAAUUCAUUUAUUUAAGUAACAACAGAGGAACAAAAUGUAAAUAUUACAGAAAGUGAUUAAGUAGGAGAAAUGAAAGUUUACUUCCUGAUAGAAAUUGUAUACAACAAUACCAAAAAAAUAAGUGAAGAAUUUAUUUUUGAUCUGCUCCUCUGAAUCUUUUCAAAUAUAGGAUAUGUGAAAAGCAAAGAAAAUCAAAAAAGAAAUCCAACAAAUGGAUACUAAAUUCAGCAAAGCAAUCUAUCUUUAGACAUAACUAUGCACAAAUUUUACUUGAAAAUACACUUCCGCUGUGAAAUGUGCCCAAGAUUAUUUUCCUUUUGUUAAUAGGUUUGGUUGGUUUGGUUUUACAAUAGGCCCAUAGCACAAACAGCUUUAUCCAGGUGGGUAGCAUUCGAUGAGUUGAUCCUUAAGGAAAACCAGUUUCCUUUUUGAAUUUCCAAAACCUAUCCUCCUUUUCCUUUUCUGGUUUGUGAUUCCCCAGUCAUCUAUGUUACUUAUCAGUUGUGUUGAUUACAAACUAGUUCUCUUAGUAGAGUAUAAUCCCCAUAUUUAUAGGUUCAGUCUUAAUCUUGGCCCUCUUACCCAAGUAUUUUUAAAAUCAAAAACAAUGAAGAAUUACCUGGAAGCCAGUUACUAGAAAAUGUGUUUAUUUAUUCCCCAAAAUAGCAUGAAGAAGGAAAUAAUCAUACAUUUAUUGCUAAAAGGCAUUCCUCCACUUCAAGGAAGAAACUGUUUUCUUGUGAAUUCAUACAAAACUAUUUUUGACUUAUAGGUCAGAGAAACAGAUUUAAUGCAUUUCAACAGAAAGAAAAUAUGAAUGAUUUUUUUCCUUAAUAUAUUCCAAAGUGCUUCAAAACUAAUCCUGCUUAAUUCAAAAUGUGUCCAUAUUAAAGUAAUUUGCUUCAGAGAUGUGUUUCUAAUAUCUUCCUAAUAACUAAAGUGAUUAUAUUCAAACUCUUAUU
Molecule: messenger RNA, 4987 nt
Organism: Sciurus carolinensis (gray squirrel)
Lineage: Eukaryota; Metazoa; Chordata; Mammalia; Rodentia; Sciuridae
Gene: Htr1f
Product: 5-hydroxytryptamine receptor 1F
Exons: 6
Coding region: 790-1890 (366 amino acids)
Biological process (GO): G protein-coupled receptor signaling pathway, coupled to cyclic nucleotide second messenger; chemical synaptic transmission
Cellular component (GO): dendrite; plasma membrane
Molecular function (GO): G protein-coupled serotonin receptor activity; neurotransmitter receptor activity
Source: RefSeq, a predicted model, not a curated record